AUUGAUUUUGCUUUGUUUUGGUCUGAUGAUGAAACUCCCUCCUUUCUCUUCUUCUGGCAGCAUUGGGAUGAACAACUCCACCACCUCCGGGCUGGUGGUUGGCCAGUGCCGGCUCAACGACCCUGUGCAGUUCAUCCUGGUGCCGGCCGUCUACUGCCUUGUGUUGUGUGUGGGACUCCCGGGCAACGUGGCGGCCUUGCUGGUCUUCUUACAGAGCGGAAGGGUGAGGAAGGCUAUCCGCAUCUACCUCAUCAACCUGACACUGGCGGACAUCUUCUUCAACCUCACACUGCCAUUCUGGAUCCCUUACUAUCUGGCUGAGGGGCAUUGGGAGCUGCCGGAGGCCUUCUGCCGCUUGGCUGGAGCCACUUACUACUUGGCCACCUACAGUGCUAUGGCCUUCAUGACGCUCAUCAGCCUGAACCGCUACUGUACCGUUGCCAAGCUGGAGAUGGCUUUGAACAGGCCCUUGGGGGCGCUAGUGGGCUGUGCUGUGGCCUGGCUGCUGUGCUUUGCCUGUGCAGUCCCCUCCUUGCUCACCCAGCAGACCUACCAGGUGGAAGCGAUUAGCAUGAAAUGCUUUGAGCAACACUCGGGGAGGAGGAGUUAUGCCUGCGCCAUGGUGGUUCUGUUUGCAGCCUCCUUCUUGGUUGUGUUAGGGGCUUACAUGUCCAUCAUGAGAUCUCUCUCAGCCUCAGCCGGCACCUGCCAAGGUGGGCACCGCCGGCGGGCACGUGCCAUGGUCCUGGGCAUGCUGCUGGUGUUUGUGGUCUGUGUGGCGCCCUACCAUCUUUCUCUGGUUCCCUGGGUGGCUGACCGCAUGGCCGGUUCCUUCUGCAGUCCUCCGUCUUUCUUGGACAACCUACACAUGCUGAGUGUGGCUCUGUUGAGCCUCAACAGCUGCAUCGACCCCCUCAUCUAUUGCUUCUCCAUCAAACGCUUCCGGACUGAUUUGUGGACGAUGGUGCGGAAGGUCGCACGCUGUCUCCCGCUCCCCUCAGCGCUUCCACCACCACCACCAGAAAACAGAUCUCCACCCAAUAUUCGGUCAUCAUCCUUAACUUCCUCAUAGCUGGAGUGAAGGUCCUUCAGAUGGAACUAUCUCAACCUCCCUUUCCAUCAUUUAGACUUGAUGUUUUUGAAUUUGAUAUUGCCUACAGACCUCUUUUUGACCAGAUUGUGGCUUGCAAAUACCAGCCAUACUGUUCCAGUAAGAACAGUUUCCCUGUCUACCAUCCACAUGGAAUUCAUGAGGUUGAAAGGGGGUCGGGUUGGCAGAGCUUAUAGAACCAGGUUUUUCCAACCAUGGUCAAAUCAAGUGAUCCACAACUGGUGCAGAGGUAAAGCACAAUUUUAAAAGGAUCACACAGAAAUGGCUGCAAAUGGGAAUAGACAGUGAAUUACCUGGCCAUAGCUGUAAAGCUCCAGUUAAUAGGUUAUUUUCCUGAAUGGCUUCAUCAUUUUAGUUCAGUGGUAUGCAACCUUCAGCCUGCAGGCCGAAACAGGCCUUAUCAGAUUUCCCCAUUUGGCCUGCAAGGCUGUUUUGGCCAAGCCCCACCAAGCUGCCUGAUGCCCACCUGAUGUCAUAUAUCAGGGCUGGGGAACCUCUGGACCUUCAGAUGUUGUCGGCUGCCAGUUCUCAUCAGCCUCAGCAAUAAUGGCCUAUGGUUAGGGAUGAUGGGAGUUGUAGUCUAGCAACAACAUCUGGAGGGCCAGAGGUUCCCCAACCUGGUCAUAGAGGUGUGGGAUACAUAAAGAUGCAGUUGAGGUUGGUUGUUGUUUUUUUUGAAGGAAGUGAUGAUCAGCUGAUCAGUGGUACUUGCAAAUCCGUGUGCACUGACCUCCAUAUGCACCAAUCCUCAGCGGUUUCUGGGGCUUUCAGCAUGCUGUUUGUGAGACUUUGGAAGCCCUGUGCCUUUGCCUCCACCAUUGAAACUAUGCAGGCAGAAACGGACCACGUGUUGUUGUGAUGUCAGAUGAUUGACAGGUGGGUGGCCCCAGCCACCUGUCAGAUUUGACCCAUGAGGAUUGAGGGGGAUGAGAAUCUGGUGGCUGGAACCAAUGUCCCAACUCCUGUUUUAGGUUAGAAGUUGGCAAAUAGGGGGAUGAUGACAAAUGUGCCGACUCUUCGUUGGCCGGAUAUGGUUCAGGGUGUUCCAGAUGCUGACAUAGGAACAUAAGAAAAGCCUGCUGGACUCUGUACUGAUUGCCCAUCUAGUCCAGCAUCCUGUUCUCAGCCAGAUGCCUCAAAGGGAAGCAUGCAAGCAGGACCUGAGCACAAGUAGCCUCUCCCCUCCUGUAUUUCCAGCAACUGGCCUUCAGAGGCGGAGUGGAGGCAGAACAUACUGUGACUAGAAGCCCUUGGUAGUCUUCUCCUCCAUGACUUGGCCUAAUAAUGGAGGUCCUCCACCCCUGAAGGCCACCCUCCACUUCCCCCUCUCCCUUUACAUUAACGUCCUUUUACUGUUCACAGACAUUGCGCAAUGAAGCAUCUCCUCCCGCACAUCGCAUCAUCUCUGCCUGGGUCAGCUUCUCUUGUUUCUUCAGUCUCCCCAGUGUAGGCUUCUUGCUUCCCUCCCCACAACUUGCUUACCUGCUUUGACUUUUGGAAAUGAACUCCAGUUUGCUUUUCUGGCUUUCAGUGGUGCCUCACCCACCAAGCAUCUUGCCUUGGCUUGGCCUACUUUCUGAAGGAAGGCCAGACUGAAACUUGCUGGUGCUUCACAGAUUAAAAAUGUAGAAAGGACCGAAACAUUGUCUUGGCCUGCUGUAUGUGGAGUUGUCAGCUUUUUAAACAUACCCUUAUUGCUGUGCCUUUCAUCUCGGACCAGAUCACUGCCACAGGUUUUACCCAGACAUUCCUCCUGACUGAGCCUCCUCUUUUAAUUACUGUGUUGUUUUAAUGAGAUCGUUUUAUUGCCUGUUUUAUUUAUUUAUCUAUCAUUACAUUUCUAUCCCGCCAUUCCCCGCCCCCCCCAGGACUCAAGGUGGCGUACAUCAUUCUCCCCAUCCCCAUUUUAUCCUUGACAAGAACCCUGUGAGGUAGGUUAGGCUGAGAGACAGUGAUGAGCUGAAAAGUCACCCAGUGAGCUUCAAUGACUGAGUGGGGAUUUUUGAAGCCUGGUUGGCCAAGUCCUAGUCUGAUACUGUAACCACUAUGCCACACUUUCUAUGCAGGUUUCUAUUCCAAGGUUUUGAGUGGUUUUCAUAUUUCAGUGUUUGAAUUGAUUUGUGUACUUGUAACCCACCAAGAAGCCUAUUUUGACAUUAACCAGUAUAUACAGUGGUACCUUGGGUUACAAACUCUUCAGGUUACAAACGCUUCAGGUUACAGACUCCGCUAACCCGGAAGUAGUAACUCGGGUUAAGAAUUUUACUUCAGGAUGAGAACAGAAAUCACACAGCGGUGGCGCGGUGGCAGCGGGAGGCCCCAUUAGCUAAAGUGGUACCUCAGGUUAAGAACAGUUUCAGGUUAAGAACAGAUCCCUGGAACAAAUUAAGUUCUUAACCUGAAGUACCACUGUAACGUAAUCAUAACUGAGAAAAAAUGUAAUUGCUGGAGCUCCUGCUACUAUUGAAGGCAGAGCUACAGGGAAUGGUUGAAAAGCUGGCAACUCUGGCUGUAGAUAUCCCCCUUUUUUUUGGCAACAGACAGUUGUGUGCUGGCUCCUCCUGAAGCAGGAGGUGGCAGUAAACUGACCAUGAGCACAUUUCCCUUCCCCCCACCCUUUUAAAAAAAACAUCAAUGAAAACAGGGGCAAGAUACAGCCAGGGACACAUACCAGUGAAUAAACACUUUCCCACACCAAUGGGGACAGUCGGUGUGUGUGUGUGUACUCCUUAGAGUGGCAAUUUAUCCAUCACCAAAGAAGAAAGAAAGAAAGGACAAAAGAGGAUACAGAUUUGCAUAAAAUUUGCAUGUGCUAAUUUAUAUGUACAGAUGCAAACUUAGAAAUGAUUACUGUAAUUUAAAUAGAAAUACAGUUCAUCUCUCCAUAGUAGGGAAGACUGUGACCAGGUGUCCUCUGUGCCUGCCUGCUCAGUCUGUUGUCCAAAUGCUGAUGGUGGUGGCUGGCCAACUCUGAGGCCUCUCUUGCUCUCCCUCCUUAUGGUUCUUGUAUCGUUAAAUCAUUCCUGGACUGGACACCCCUUCCAUUAAAGCAGUAGUCUUCAUCUGGGGACUUGUUUCUUAAUUCUGUACCGUCUAUUUGCUCGCUGCUGCUGCUGCUGCUGUAACCCACCUGAGAUCAGGCCAUGUCCCACCAGCUGAAGACCAAUGAAACAGAGGACGGUUUCAAACAGACGACUGGCAGCCCUUCCAAUGGAGGACCGUCCUCUGUAAAGUUGGACAUGGGAGCCACCCUGAUCCCAUAGAAGAACAUGGGACUUCUCCAGUGCCAGAUUUUAUUUAUUCACUCUGGCCUUUUGAACAGUUCUCCAUAAUGUCUGCAGUGCCAAUCAUCUUUCCUCAAGCCAGCGGCAGACAGACCACCUAGGAGAAAGGCCACUGCUCAGUGGUUAAACACCUGCUUUGAAGGCAGGAGUCCCCAGGUUCAAUCGCUGACGUCUCCAGGUGGAGCUGGGAGGGAACCCAGGCUGAAAUCCCAGAGAGCCAGUCAACAAAGACAAACGCUGAGCUAGAUGGACCCAUGGUCUGAUUCAGUAUAAGGCAGCUUAUUACGUCCCUAUAAAAUUCAAAUAAGAAACCAGAGAGCCACGAUGUCAAAGGUUGACCAGGCCCUCAGCAUGCCUCCCAAGCAAUGCUCUGGGCCUGGAGUAAUCAAACAGUAAUUAUUUUAAUUCUUCUUAUUAAUUCUUCUUCUUCUUAA
Podarcis raffonei (Aeolian wall lizard) is the source of this 4829-nucleotide messenger RNA. RefSeq names its product platelet-activating factor receptor-like. The record is from RefSeq and is a predicted model, not a curated record. NCBI's taxonomy places the organism in Eukaryota, Metazoa, Chordata, Lepidosauria, Squamata, Lacertidae. Gene Ontology annotation, cellular component: membrane. Gene Ontology annotation, biological process: positive regulation of Rho protein signal transduction; phospholipase C-activating G protein-coupled receptor signaling pathway. The coding region runs from base 26 to 1072 and encodes 348 amino acids. Gene Ontology annotation, molecular function: G protein-coupled receptor activity. The transcript has a single exon.